This is a messenger RNA of Melitaea cinxia (Glanville fritillary), 5576 nucleotides long. Its product is annotated as phospholipid-transporting ATPase ABCA3-like. Gene Ontology annotation, biological process: transmembrane transport; lipid transport. NCBI's taxonomy places the organism in Eukaryota, Metazoa, Arthropoda, Insecta, Lepidoptera, Nymphalidae. Gene Ontology annotation, molecular function: lipid carrier activity; ABC-type transporter activity; ATP binding. The coding region runs from base 135 to 5576 and encodes 1813 amino acids. The record is from RefSeq and is a predicted model, not a curated record. Gene Ontology annotation, cellular component: intracellular membrane-bounded organelle; membrane. The transcript is spliced from 35 exons.
AUUUGAUUGUCACUAGAGGUUUCGUUAUUGUCGCGAUAAGCCCGUAUAUCGAUUGCAAAGUAGUCGUAAAAAUACUUAAAAUGGUCCCUUAUUAGUCAAGAUUUCAUCACAAGUUGGAAGUAAAAUUAACGAAAAUGAGAGGAACAUUAAAAGUACUUUUGUGGAAGCAUUUCAUAGUGCGUGUGAGAAAAUUUAUAAAUACUCCCGUCGAAAUAAUAUCGCCAGCGAUAUUAUUUAUAGCAUUGUUUUAUUUUAAAAAUUAUAUUAUCGUACCAGGACCUAAUUAUAAUGGCGAUUUUGAUGUUAAGCAAACUGAUCCAGUUCUGUUAAACUCUGUUGAUGGUGUAGAGUCUAUCUACUACACUCCGAAGACAGAUCUCACUAGCCUCCUGAUGAAUAACGUUCAGAAUAGCCUCGCUUAUCAAAAAAAAUAUACAAAUGCAAUCAAGAAGCCGAAAGUUAUACCAGCUGUUAAUGAAUUGGAGCUUAAGAAGUUCUCGAAAGAAAUAUCACUUGAUGUUGCUUUUGUUAUAUUUGAGAAUAUAUCAGGAACGUGGCCUGAAAAACUGAAGUACACGAUACGUAUAAAAAAUAACUACCACACGUAUACGUAUCGUUCUGUCGACGGUGACUUGGGUCCACAUGGAUACUAUGGUAUAGUCUACGAGCCAUUUAUGAAACUUCAAUGGGCCAUCGAUUCAAACUACUUGGAACUUUUAACUGGCAAUAAAAUAAAACAGCGCGUAACUAUUCAAGAGUUUCCAUAUGCCGAAAUUAACGAAGAUCAAAUGGCGACAUUGUUCGCUAAUAUUCUGAAGGCACUAUGUUAUAUAUCAUUGACGUUGGUUUUCGUAUUUCUCAUGGCGCGGCUGCUAGAAGAGAGGAUUACUGGUAUACAGGAGCUGAUCAAGAUGGUGGGUGUGUCAAACAACGUCCUGGGCAUAAGUCACGUGAUAAACGUGAUACCGGCCGGCCUCGUUUACGGCGUGGUGACAACAGUUCUCGUGACCAUCAGCUCCACACCCAUCAUACCCAACACCAACCCACUGCUCAUUUUUAUCAUGCUGGUGCUUCAUUAUAUAACGGUUAUCGCCUUGGCCUUCUGUAGUAGCUAUAUUGUCAAUAACACUCAAUACACUGAAACCCUGGCGCUACUCGUGUACGUGGUACUGUAUAUUCCCGCGCGUCUUCUCGAAGGGCGUGAGCUACCGCGCUGGACGUUGCCCCUGUGUGGACUGCUGCCCCACGUACCCAUGCACUGGUUCUGGGAUGAGGUGGCUGCUCUACAGCAAUACGGUAUGGAUCUCUCAAUCACUGACAUCGUGUACAGCCACAACGCUGCCAAUGGCUCAGUGCUGACCUGUUACUUGUGUUUGAUCAUACAGUCUUGCGUAUUAUUUGGCUUUGCUGCUUACCUUGCGAAGGUCAGGCCAGGUCCAUACGGACAGGCACUGCCUUGGAAUUUUCUCUUCCAAAAGCAGUAUUGGAGCAAGAAAAAGGUGACACCGGAUGGACACGAAGAAUUAGAAGAUCUUGAAGAUAUAACUAAUGAGCCAGAGUACUUUGAACCUCCGCCUAAAGAUAUGGAAGUUGGAAUCAAAAUUGUUAAUGUGUCUAAAGUGUUCGAAAAACAUCGUGCUCUUUCCGAAGUCACUUUAGAUGUCUACAAAGGAGAAAUUACGGUACUACUAGGGCAUAAUGGUGCUGGAAAAACUACUCUUAUGUCUAUUAUAACUGGUAUGCUUAAAGCGACAGAGGGUAAUGUGUACGUGGAAGGACUGGACACCGUCACUCAAAAGGAUGAAAUGCAAAAGAUACUUGGAUUAUGCCCACAACACAACUUGUUCUUCCCCGAUCUUAGUGUCUCGGAGCACGUCAUGUUCUUCACUCUGCUCAAAGGCGCCUCUUACAAGGAGGCUAAAGAGUCAUCGAAAGCUCUACUCGAACAACUGGGAAUAGCCGAUAAGUCAUUUUACAAAAGCAGUGAACUGUCGGGUGGUAUGAAGCGCAGACUACAACUGGCCUGCGCACUGGCCGGAGACGCCAAAGUACUCGUGCUGGAUGAACCCACUUCCGGCCUGGACGUGGAGACCAGAAGAGGACUGUGGGAUCUUCUGCUCUCGCUCCGCGGCUCUCGCACAGUGCUACUGAGCACGCACUUCAUGGAGGAGGCGGAAGCGCUCGGAGACCGCGUAGCAGCACUGCACGCCGGCCGCCUGCGCUGCCACGCGACCACCAUGCACCUCAAGCGCGCGCUCGGUACCGGUUACCGUCUCUCUUUCACGACAAUCGGACUUCCGGACGAGCCCGCCAUCACCGCCGUUAUUACUUCCGAAUUGCCUGAUGCCACAGUCAAAGAGACGUCUCUUAACUCUAUCUCAUACAACAUCCCCUCUAAGAGCAGCGAUAAGUUUCCGACACUCUUCAGCUUACUAGAGUCAAAAAGAUCAGAACUUGGCAUUGAUUCUAUUGGAGUUGGAAUUUCUACGCUGGAAGAAGUAUUUUUGAAAUUGUGCAGUGAUGUUACAACGGCAUUUUCGAAUGACAAUGUUGACGGUGGAAAUAUAGAACCAACCUUUUUAUUGAUGACCGGGCCGCGUCUCUACUGUCGUCAACUGGCCAUUCUGAUCAUGAGGCAGUUGAAGUAUCUCUGGUCAAAGAAGAUGUCUUUUCUACUUAUACAAGUACUGCCAUCAAUAAUGAUGAUCAUUGGCAUAACCAUCAUAACCAACAAUGACUUCAUAGGAGCCGAUAGUAGUACAGAAAAUAAAAAUAUAUCUUUAAAUCUGGAUGUAUAUGACAAAAUGGUGGACCGCAGAGUGCUAUAUAAGGUCAACGUUAGUACAGUCCGUUUGGAGACUAUUGAAAAGAAGUAUCCGAAGGUUAACUUCGAGAAAACAUCAGAUGUAAUUACAACCGUUUUAGAAAUGAGCAAAAUAGACGUAUUGGAAUAUAAUAAAUACCUAGUCGGAAUCGAACUCAAUGAAACUGAUGCCAAGGUAUUAUACACAACAGUGGUGCGUCACGCAGCCCCCGUGGCAUUAAAUUUACUAACCAAUGUGAUUGCAACCCAACUACUGCCUUACUCGGAUGGACAGACCGUCACCGUUUACAACUAUCCGUUUGAGAGCUCGUACACCUCUCUAAAUAGUGAAGACUACAAAAGUCCUGUCUCUGCUAUGCUUUGGACUGUUUUCGUGGUUUUCAGUGAGUUUUUUUUUCUUUGUCUCUUAUUCCGUCACUUUUUUUAUAUAGCUAGGUCGGCAAACAAGCGUUGUGCAACCAAACAGAUCGACAUGGCAUGCCGCCGCGUUGAGCACUCGCAACGACCUCACGAGCGGCGCGGCCCGCAGUGGCGCCAGCAGUGGCGGCCGCCGGCGGCGCUCGACGCUGCCAGCAUCCAUUGCUGGCACCAGCCGCGUCAUCAAAUGCAGCAGAUUGCCCGUUGUUCCCCGCCCCGAACGAAAUCCGUGCUGCGCAUCAGACAACCGGGGUCUGUAGUCACUCGGCUCUGUUCCGCCCUUUCCCUUCGGCACUGGAACCACUCGGGUGAGUUUCCACCUAUCAGGAAAGGUAGCGUUAGCCAGGCAAACAUUGAACACAUGCAGCAGGGGCUGCUCAAGCGUGAGACGACAAUCCUUGAGGAUGUAAGGCGGGAUUCCGUCCGGUCCAACAGACUGCUUCGGUGGCAGCCGCGCGAUCGCGCGGCUGCCACCGAACACGUCCACCAGAGCGAGACGCGUCAGGUGCACGCGCGCAUCCCCUCCCACCGUCGCACUCACAGCCGACACAUCCAGAAGCGCUGGCUCCCCGCUAAACACGGAGUAGAAGAACCUGUAACUCUGACGACUGUCGCAAACGCGGUGUCGCUGCCGUGCAAGGAGCGCGCGAGCGGCACGCGCCACACGCACGUGCUGUCGGGCUGCGCGCCCGCGCUGCACUGGGCCGCGACACUACUGACGCACGCGCUUAUAUACGCGCUCGUGCUCGUGCUGCCCGCCGUCGUCAUCUGCGUGGCCUUCGAGCGGGACCACACCAUCGACCGACCCGACUUCCUCGGUGCUAUGGCUGUUCUUCUUUUGUUGGGCAUACUUUCUUUCCUCGCGCUCAUCUACAUUGUCAGCUUCCACUUUGAAGAGCGCGGCUCUGGGAUGAUUCUUGUCGCAAUUAUAUUCAUAUUUGGUCUGUUCACGCCCACUAUAAAGUCGGUGUCGGACGCCUUCGAAGACGAGCACAAGGACUUCGGCGACUAUGUGCUGUCGGCGCUGAGCUACUCGCUGGCGCCGCACACGCUCACGAAAAUCAUCAUAUACACUAUUGUUGCAGCAAAUCUUACAGAGCCACUGAACUACUUUAGCAUAAGCGAAAGAACUCCUGGAGGCCUCAUGAUUGCGCUGUUGGUGCAGUUUAUUUUUUACAUGGCUAUAGUGAUGCUAACCCAGUACGGUGUGUUCAACAUGAUGUUCGACCGUGUAUUGAACAUGGGGUACCGAGUCACGUUACCCGUUGAUUUGGAUGAGAUGGUUCGCGCAGAGAGAACUUAUGUUGAGAGGGCCAUCACACUGCCUAAAAAACAGAUCCCGGACGCGAUGCUUGUUAACGAUCUUCACAAGAAAUAUUGGCGUAUAUUCGGCAAGCCGUGCAACGCAGUUCAAGGCGUCAGCUUCUCAGUUAAAAAGGGUGAAUGUUUCGGGCUGCUGGGCGUCAACGGCGCGGGCAAGUCCAGCACGUUCAAGAUGAUGACGGGCAUCGAGUGGCCCACGCGGGGCUCUCUGUUCGCUAAUGGAUACUUCAUGUCCAGGUUCUCGAGUGAUUAUAUGCAGUCGCUCGGAUACUGCCCUCAGUUCUCCGGGCUCGACGGGUUCCUCACGGGCUAUGACAACUUGAAGCUGCUCUUGACCUUACGAGGACUAAACGCCGCAGACGUCGAGAGCGAAAUCAAAGCUUGGAUCGAGACCGUCGGUUUGGAGCAGUACGCACGGCGCGCGGUGUCGGGCUACUCGGGCGGCUGUGCCCGUCGGCUGGCGGCGGCGGCGGCGCUGAGUCGCGGGGGGGCGGUGACGCUGCUGGACGAGCCCACCGCCGGGGUGGACGUGGCCGCGCGCCGCAGGGUGUGGGCCGCGCUGAGGCGCGCCCAGCCGCACCGCGCCGUGGUGGUCACCUCGCACAGUAUGGACGAGAUGGAGGCGCUGUGCGGGCGGAUCGCCAUCAUGGCGGGCGGGCGGGUGCGUGCGCUGGGCGAGCCGGCGGAGCUGCGCGCGGCGCACGCGGCGGGACACGCCGUGCUCAUCAAGCUCACCACCCCUGCAGCCACUGAUGUAACUGAUGGACCUUCACCUGAACUCAACCGCUUGAAAAUGGCAUUGAAAGAAAAAUUCAAUUGCACCCUGCGAGAUGAGCACAAGACGAUGUUGCACUACCACAUCGAGUCCCCGCUGCGCUACAGUGAGCUGUUCUCGGAGCUGGAGCGCCUCAAGGGCGAGUUCGCGCUGUUCGAGGACUACUCGCUGACGGAGACCACGCUCGAGGAAGUGUUCUUGUCUCUGGCAAGGGAGGACGGGCCCGCGCCCGUCUAG